AUGUUCGAGCUUUUCCUACUUGCAACGGCCACGCUGCUAGUCUCGUAUCUCUACGCAAGGCUGAGAUAUUGGCGUUUCACACAAUAUGUGCAUAUCUCACAGUUGCCGAACCACCUUCUUUGGGGACAUCUCAAGGUCUUUGGCGAAUUCAUGUAUUGCGGAAUUCUCGACCGCCACCCAGAUAGAAUCUUCGAAGAGAUGUGGGAAUCUAUAGGACGCCCUCCUAUAAUGCUUAUAUCAAAGCCUACCAAGCUUUUCCCUCUGAGCGUGCCUAAGUCACCAACUUGGACCCAUAUGGUUCCUCUCAUAGGUUCAACAUCAAUCUUAGGUAGAGAGGGUUCACGACUCAACACCUGUGGAACCUCUUACCCCUUUUUCUUACCCCUUUUACUCGAGAAAAUGGAAACAUUCUGGAACCGCCUGGAUCAGCUCAUAGUAUCAGGGGAAGAAUUUUCCCUCGAGACGCUUAUAUCUAACUUAACGUUUGAUGUCAUUGGUGCCGCCGUACUAGCAGUCGACCUGCAUGCUCAGCAUAUAGAUCCUUCUAAGCAAGGCGAGAUAAUCCGUUUAUUCAGGCAACUCCUGGCUAAGCGCAUCGAUAUACUGAUCAAGAAUAUAAUACAACAUAAGUAUGCCGAAUUGAAAGAAGAGGUAGACGGAAACAGACGGCAGAGCAUCGUCGCGCUGGGUUUACAAGAAUCCGAAGCACUGACGCCCCAACUUGUAUCGGAAACAUCAGAUCAAGUACGCAGUUUUCUAUUUGCAGGCCACGACACAAACACCAGCGCGCUGCAGUGGGCUUUCUACGAGCUGAGCCACACGCCCCGCGCACUCAAGGCUAUACGAGACGAAUCAGACCCUCGAAUAAUAUGUGCUACGCUCGUGCAUAAGGGCGAUAGCCUCCUACUGCGCAUGCACUAUAUCAAUGCUGUCAUCAAGGAAACGCUCCGCCUACACCCGCCUGCUGGUACCGUUCGAAUGACGGAGCCUGGGACCGGCUUCACAGUUCGUGCAGCUACCGGCGAGGAGUACUGCCUUGACGGUCUCAUAAUGUAUUCGUGCCAGAGCAUUAUACAGCGGGAUCCGAAUGUCUAUGGAGACACUGCGGAUGACUGGCAUCCUCCUAGUGCAUGGAGGCCGUUUGAGAGAGGGCCGAGGGCCUGUAUCGGUUCGGAACUCGCGAAUCUUGAAUCACGCGUCAUAAUUGCCAUCGUGGCUCGUAAAUAUGACUUUAUCAAGACAGGCUUAGGUGAAAGCGCCCUGGAUGAGAACGGUCUUCCUAUGCUAAAUGGAAAGGGCCAAUAUAAAUCCAAACCAGAAUUAUAUAACGCGAGUCAAAAACUAGAAUAA
Messenger RNA from Daldinia loculata, 1350 nucleotides. RefSeq names its product cytochrome P450. NCBI's taxonomy places the organism in Eukaryota, Fungi, Ascomycota, Sordariomycetes, Xylariales, Hypoxylaceae. The record is from RefSeq and is a predicted model, not a curated record. Bases 1 to 1350 code for a protein of 449 amino acids. Gene Ontology annotation, molecular function: monooxygenase activity; heme binding; oxidoreductase activity, acting on paired donors, with incorporation or reduction of molecular oxygen. The transcript has 7 exons.